Molecule: messenger RNA, 1870 nt
Organism: Seminavis robusta
Lineage: Eukaryota; Bacillariophyta; Bacillariophyceae; Naviculales; Naviculaceae
Source: the annotation of a GenBank genome assembly
GGGCCCUGGUACCAGGUACAGUACCAUUCGCUCCCCACUUCCGACUGAAAAUAAUAAUGCUCAGAUAGAUUACAUGUACAAGCUAGCUAGUACUCAGUAGAUGAUACUGGGUGGCCUCCAUCCCAGCAUUCCAGACCUUGCUUCCCUUGGUUAGGACACCAGUGGAGCAUACUAGUACGUUGGCUCCGGUAUGGUACCUACAGUGGUUGGGAAAAAGAAUAUCCGACAGAGGUCAGCUCGAUGACCAGUACAUGUACAUGUACUAGUACAGUUCGAGUUGCCGACUUUGGUUGGCUUGGCAGCUUGGUUGGGCUUGUUGCAAUGUUUCGCAGUGCCAUAUCCAGUGCUCAUAAUUUCACUUCCUAUCUUCCUUGCCUUCCUUCUAACACAUCAAAUCCAUCAUCAUGCCCCAAGGUUCCCAGGCCGACCUCGCAUCUGCGAAUCAAGGGGGGCAGACUUUGUAUGAUCGUCUUGGUGGUGACGCCUUUAUUAACCUCUUGGUAUGCUCCUUUUUUGACGAGAUUGUGGAGAACCCCGACCUCCAGCCUUUCUUUGUGAACAUUUCUGUGUCUGCCCUCAAGACCCACCAGGUCAAGUUGUUUCGGGUCAUCUUUGGGAAUGAGAAUGAAAAACCAGAAGAGGAGGACUUGUUGGAUUUCAUGCUUCGAACACAUACUCGUCUCUUUCGAGAACUGGGGUUGGGCCCUACACACUUUGAUAUGGUUGCCAGCUGCUUUGUUCAGGGGCUUCAAACAUUUGGUGUUGACAAGGAAAUUGUUGAUGAAUGUGUUGCCAUUCUUGUUCCACUUCGAAUUGUCUUUGAGUAUGGGGAGAAGGUUGCACAGCGAGAAAAGAUCAUGGAUGAGCACAUCAAGAAGGCGCUCCCACUGGCAUCACCCAAAACCAUGGAGACAGAUGCUGAAGUGGUCCUUCCUGAGUACUCCAAGAUUAAAAUUCCUGACUGGUUGCCUGAAACACUUGAGAAGAAGUCCACAACAGGAGUGGUUCGGGCUUGGACAUGUGACUUGACGGAUCGAUUUGGAGAUGAAGGAGAUGCGCAAAUUGCAGACACCUUCUUAGAUCAGCCCUACAUGGAUCACCAUGUGUACCUUGUUGCAUUCCUCCAACUUGCCUUCUUUCCAGAUGAGGGCGUUGAUGCAAAACAUCGUCGAAGGAUCAUGGAAAUUGUUAUGUACCCAAGGGGAAGGGGCAAUGCCAAGCUAUCAAGAGAGCUAUUUGAUCGAAUGAUCACCCAAUUCCUGAUUACAAGCCACAAGAUGGGAUUGUCAAGACAUGCCACGGACAAGGCAGAAAACAAGCUUCGAUCCUAUCGCUCAUACUUUGCCAAGAAAACCACCAUUGUUGGUGGAGUGGAUGCCCCCCACAUUUUGCGAAACAUCAGGAGGGAUACAGAUGAUGUGAGCACGGGUGGGCUCAGUGAAACUGGUUCUGUUUUGUCGCUGUCCAACUUUUUUUCUGGUGAUGAUAGCGAUUCUGACGAUGAUGCCAGUGAAACCGAGUCCUACCGAUCUGGAUCCACGAACCUCUCUGGGAGAUCUGGGAGAUCCUCCAGGUCAAGCAAGAAGCAGAAGCAGAAGAAAAAGAAAAAGAAGUCUCGGUUCUCAGACACAAAGAUUGAGAAGGGGAAGAAGCGAUCCAGCUCCGGAGCCAUGGCAUGGCUUCGUGGGACAAUUUGGGCGAGCACGGCAAGCGACGCCAAGAUCCCCACUGCCAUCACUGCCUAGGAGAUAUUGCUUGUUGUGUUUGGUUGCAUUCGUUGCAGCUUAACUCAUGAUUUGAUUCCAAAGAUAAAAACCUACAUGAAACUGACUACAUUAAUUAAUUAAUCUUGUUCUUGGCCGUUUUGUCC